UUCUUUUUUUUUUCUCCCAUUUGCAAAAAGAAUAUAAAGUUCCAAAUAAACGGUAUCUCCCCUCGUUUAUCUCUUUUCAUAUAUAUUUAUAUACAUGGUUAAAUUUAUCUUAUUAUUAAGUGCACUUAUCACAGCUGUUGUAGCUAAAUUGACUUAUCCUACGGAUGGAACAGUUUGGAAAGUCGGAGAGCCGGUCUCUGUGACAUUUGCACCCGGACAACCCGCAGAGACUGUCAACAUGUACUUUAGUCAUGAUCGAAGUAUUGUUAUAGGCUCAGGACCAAUUAGCGAAGGUGGAUCUUUUGAAUUUAUUGUGCCUCCCAAUGCAGUCAAUCCCGCUGGCGGUCCUGCUGAACUUGUCGUUAUACAUCGUGUCGAUCUUCAUCUCUACUCUGUAGAUACAAUCGCUAUCCAAAUCGAAGGAUAA
Mucor mucedo is the source of this 427-nucleotide messenger RNA. RefSeq lists its product as uncharacterized. The transcript has 3 exons. NCBI's taxonomy places the organism in Eukaryota, Fungi, Mucoromycota, Mucoromycetes, Mucorales, Mucoraceae. Bases 95 to 427 code for a protein of 110 amino acids. The record is from RefSeq and is a predicted model, not a curated record.